Molecule: messenger RNA, 1343 nt
Organism: Phymastichus coffea
Lineage: Eukaryota; Metazoa; Arthropoda; Insecta; Hymenoptera; Eulophidae
Exons: 7
Coding region: 40-1269 (409 amino acids)
Biological process (GO): cilium assembly
Cellular component (GO): ciliary transition zone
Source: RefSeq, a predicted model, not a curated record
UACGACUUUCGACCCACGGAGUAUCUAACCUACAGAAAAAUGUCAGAAAACAGACGUAAAUUAAGACUGAAUAGACUAUCCGGUAGUGAAACGAACGAUAUUGAAGACAUAUCAAGCCAAAGUUUUGCAGGUGACUCGGGUGACCGUUCACGUAGAUCACACAAGGAAAGAAGGUUAUCGUCAAGAUCAUUAAAGAUAACAAGAGAAAAACACUAUGAUUCGGAAGAUUAUUUUUCUGAUACAAGGCACAGAAAAGAAAUCCGCAAUAAAAAAAAAGCAAAAUCUACUUCAAAGGAAAGCGUACAAGAAAUUUUGUCAGAAGUAGAUGACGAUAAAGACGACGAUACCUUAGAUCAUAAGAAAAGUAAGAAACGUCAAAAAUCGAAGAAGAGAAACGGGGACCAUUCGAAUGAUAGUACAGGUGAAAGAGAUUCUUCAUCAGUCAGAAAGGACAGUGAGAAAAGUCGAAGAAAAAAAUACCACGAACGAGACAGAAAAGAUGAACUACCGAUAACUGAAAUAUUGAAAAAAGCACAAGAACAGCGAACAAAAUAUGAAGAACCAGCUCCGUUGCCUGAAUUGACGACCGAUACCAUAUAUGUACAAGGAAAGCAUGGUUUCAGUGCUAUGAAAAUUGGCAGCAGUGGGAAAACAUCACGCAGAAGUUUCGAUGUUUCGCCAAAACCAUUGUGUACCCGACCCAUAAACGUAGCGAUAGCUUUUCAAAAGUUAUGGCGUUCCAUUGGUUUAAUCUUUCAAGGUCUGUUUGGUGGAUUGGCUCUGUUACACUUUAUAUUUAUGCGAAUAUACUUCAAUGACUCGGAAGAAUUUGUUAAUAAUUACUCCGUCAUGUCAGAAAUUUACAGCAGCACGUACUCAUUUCUCAUUACAUUGUGCAUUAUUACGACAUUUGAUAAAUUUGACAUAGCUCGUGCUGGACUUGAUCAUUUACGCGAAAUUUUUAAACAUCAUUUGACUUCCAUUUUGGCUGUUCCAUUGUAUCUUGCAGCAUUUUCUAUACAUGAAGUAACAACCAAAGUUGAAGACAAAUUGACGUUACUCCAUUAUAAUGGGAGUAAUGUAACGUAUUAUUCGUUUAGCAAUAUAAAUGUAAAGUUUAACGAGCUGAAGACCUGGCAAAGGAUGACGUUGUCAAAGGAUGCGUUGGCUGUAUUAGGUUGGGUCUUUGUUUCUAUAGACAAUCACAAGAACAUGCUAUUGUCUCAUCUCGAUACCAUGGGCAGUUAUGUCGAGAAUCCUUCUAUGUAAUCGAGAGAAUAUGCGUUGUUCUGAGAUGAUUAGGCUUGUGAGACAGAGACAAGUUUAAAUCAUAUUUACAUUGU